Messenger RNA from Argiope bruennichi, 3113 nucleotides. It is a transcript of the gene Usp10, whose product is annotated as ubiquitin carboxyl-terminal hydrolase 10-like. Gene Ontology annotation, biological process: DNA damage response, signal transduction by p53 class mediator; protein deubiquitination; regulation of autophagy. The coding region runs from base 125 to 2248 and encodes 707 amino acids. The transcript has 14 exons. Gene Ontology annotation, molecular function: cysteine-type deubiquitinase activity; cysteine-type endopeptidase activity. NCBI's taxonomy places the organism in Eukaryota, Metazoa, Arthropoda, Arachnida, Araneae, Araneidae. The record is from RefSeq and is a predicted model, not a curated record. Gene Ontology annotation, cellular component: nucleus; cytosol.
AGUUGUUGCUGUUUAACUGCGCUUGUGACUGAGGUAAAGACUAAACUUGAAGGAGCGAGUAAAAUAAUUAAAACGAUGGAGUUAAAUUUUAAGGCCAUGCGGAAACUUUGAGUUAAAUAUUAAAAUGGAUGAAAAUUUUGGAUUUUUUGAUUUUGAGGGCCUGGACGAUGUCCAGGUCUUGAAUAUUAAGCAGAUGCUUCAUCCAUCAAAUUAUGUUUCGGAAAUAGAGUUCCCUUGGGAUGAUUACUCUGAAGAAAAAUUACUUUCCAAAGGAAGCAUAUCUUCCUUAAAUGUUCAUGCACCUGCAUUUCAAUCACAUGUACCAUUAUUAAACAAUAAUGCCUCUGGAAACACAGAAAUACACAAUGCACCUUCAGCUUCUUAUACUAAUGGCUCAAGUCUGCCGGGAGCAGCUCCUACGUUGAAUGACAUUCAUUAUCGUCCAACAAUUGUUGAUGAGCAAAUGCGGACAUUACAGUCUGCUACUCGGAGUUUCCCCAAUGGCCAACAAACAUUGCAACAAAAUACAUGCGACCAGCAAGUUACAUUUUCACAACAUCCCAAACCAUUUGAAGGUGAUUUUUAUUCUUCAAUACAUGAAAGUCAACAGAUUCCUUCAAAUGUUUCUACUUUUAAGCUAAAUCCAACUGUUUCAUGUUUCAUACCACAGAAUAUGGUAAUUUAUCCAACACAGCCUCAACAGCCAAUCAAUGGACUGCCAGCUCAAGCUGAUAGAAUAGCUCCAAGUGCUAAUGUUAAUCAUAAAAUUAAUGAAAGAAGUGAACUUCUGUAUGAACAAAACACUCCAACUAACUUAACAGAAAAAGUCACUCAGAAUGGAAUAAAACAGAAUGUAGAGUCUGAGUUAAAUGUAGAUGCCUUAAAUGUUAAAGAUGAAACCACAAGUGCUAAAGCAGCUGUUCCAAAAGCUGAGGAACCAACUGCAUCCAGUAGACCUGUUAAUCGUUCAUGGGCUGAUAUUGUUAGUAAAGGCCAAAAGCCUGCAAAAGUUGCCUUUUCUAAACCUUCAGUUUCUAAUAAUGAAGCAGUUGUGAAAAAUGUAAAGGUAGAACAAGAAAAAGAAAUUCUUUUAUUAGCUGAAGACAAAAUGUCAUUUGCAUUAGGGAAACAUCUGUAUGAGGUGAAACUAGAUUUUCAUCCUGUACUUUUGCAACCUCGUGGAUUAAUCAACAGAAGAAAUUGGUGCUAUAUUAAUGCUUGUUUACAAGCUUUGCUUGCUUGUUCUCCAUUUUACACACUUUUAAGGGAUCUUCCCCUAGGACCAGGUGUUGACCGUGGAAAGUCGUCAACUCCUGUUAUUGACAGCAUGGUCAAAGUUAUGUAUGAAUUUUCCCGGUAUGACACUUCUCAGGAAGAACUGCAGCUUGGACCUCCGUUCCAACCUGAUUUUAUGUAUGAUAUGCUUAGCGAUUUGAAAUCUGAUUGCCUUAAAGGUCAACAAGAAGAUGCUGAGGAAUUUUUAAGUUUUAUUCUGAAUGGUAUGCAUGAAGAAAUGGUGAAAAUAAUAAAAAAUUAUCAGAAAAAAACCAAUAUUAAGAUGGAAGAAGUAAAUGGCGAUAUCGGUGAUGAAGGAGAUGAAUGGCAAGUGAUCCAGGUCGGCUCCAAGAAUAAAGGGAUGGUUACUAGAAAAGUUGUUGAACAUAGAACUCCUAUUUCUGAUUUGCUUGGUGGUCAAAUAAAAUCAUUUUUAACUACUAAGACAGUCAAAACAGCUUCAAUUCAACCCUUCUUCACUUUGCAGCUUGAUAUUCAGUCUGACAAUGUAACUUCUGUUUCUGAAGCUCUUAAAGAAAUGACUGUUAAAGUACCUAUUCAGGGCUAUGUUUGUGCCAAGUCAAAGCAGGAGGUUGAAGCCUUUAAUCAUGUAGCUCUGCAGAAAUUGCCUCCAAUAUUAAUCCUCCAUUUAAAACGAUUUGUGUACAAUAAAAACGGUGGAUGUAAAAAAGUGAUGAAGAAGACAGAUUAUCCAUUAGUUCUUGACAUCAGUAAAGAUAUACUUUCAUCAGAUGUAAAGAAUGAAAAUUUACGCCCAUACAAGCUUUUUGCAGUUAUGUAUCAUGAUGGAGAAGAAGCAAUAAAGGGUCAUUACAUAUCUGAUGUAUAUAAUCAUGGCAGCAAAACCUGGAUACGAUGUGAUGAUCGAUCAGUGACUGCUGUUACGGAGGAUCAAGUGCUUUCUUAUAGCCCACCCAGAGUUCCUUAUUUGCUCUUUUAUCAAGAGAGCUGAAAAAAGCCCAUUAUUCACAUAGAGGCUUUGAAAACUCUUCAACUUUGACAUUCUAGAACUUGAGAUCAGAAACAAAGUUAUUCAACUAGUAAUAAAAACAUACAUUUUUGCUUUUUUGUAUUAUAUUCAUUUAUAAUUUGAAAAUUAAGUAGAAAUAAAUGCAAACAUUUGAAAUAAAGCUUUUAUUUAAAUAAACUUGUUGCUUUAACUAAAAGGAAACAAUGAUUUAAUUUCAGGUUCUUGUAUGUGAUUUGGAAAUUCUUAAUUCUAGACAUGGUUUUUACUAAGAAAUUUUUUGUAGUGGCCAACUUGGGUCAAACAUUGCAUGCUUCUUUUUUAACAGUGCAAAAUUUGUUGUCACUUCAAAUUAAUUAAACAAAAAAAAAGCAUGCAUUUAAAACUAGAAACAUUUGAAACAAAACUUUGCUUUCUUAUUUCUUUUAGUUUUAUUCAGUGUCAAAGUUGGAGAGAUUUUUUCAUACUGUGCAGAUUCGAUCAGCCAGAAUACACUAUUUUGUGUUAUGGCUAAUAUGUACUUUUAACCAAUCAAGAUUUGUGAUAAAUGCCAAUUAUAAAUACGCUGUGAAUAUGAUUAGCUAUUUUGAUUGACAGUCAUGUAUAUAGUAGAAGAAAACAAAUGGACUGAUUGGGAUUGUAGUAUACUUCCCAUUUCCUCUAUUUUCUGAAGCAUUGACUAUUGCGUUAUAUAAAAUAUAUUACACAUGAAAUAUUGUGAAUAUUUUUAGUGUGUUAAAAGAUGAAAAGUUUCAAACUGGAGAUGGUGUGGUAUUUUUUUAUUCCUGUAUAUAUUGUUUUAGAACUGAGGGAAUUUUUUUUUUCAGAUACAUUAAAGGUUUUGAAAUGA